Messenger RNA from Tachysurus vachellii, 2959 nucleotides. It is a transcript of the gene ncs1a, whose product is annotated as neuronal calcium sensor 1a. The record is from RefSeq and is a predicted model, not a curated record. The transcript is spliced from 8 exons. Gene Ontology annotation, molecular function: calcium sensitive guanylate cyclase activator activity; calcium ion binding. NCBI's taxonomy places the organism in Eukaryota, Metazoa, Chordata, Actinopteri, Siluriformes, Bagridae. The coding region runs from base 405 to 977 and encodes 190 amino acids.
UUGGUGCGUGCUUUGUGUCCACAACCCCGCGUGAACGCUUUCUCCACUCAGAUCUGAGGAACUAACCAGGAUACAGGAUCUUCUCCUGGUCUGUAGCUCUGAGAGACUUUUUUUUUGCUGUCAACGUAAAAGAAAAGGAGAAGGAAUAAGAGAAUGAAUUAUUUUAGACAUCCUUUUUCUGUAUCCACCACGCGUUAACGCUCAGCAGUAGCAGGGUUUGGUUUUAUUCUGCCUCUUUUGCGUCGAUUUCUCUUUUCUCUUUGUGGGAGAAGAAGGGGAGACAACGUAAUGCUUUCGCAAAUGUGAACGGGAAGUGAAGUGUGUGCAGCGAUUUUGGGGAGAGAGAGUGGACACACACACACACACACACACACACACACACACACACACAGAGAGAGAGAGAGAUGGGCAAAUCCAACAGCAAACUCAAGCCAGAGGUGGUGGAGGAGCUGACCAGGAAAACCUACUUCACUGAAAAAGAAGUCCAGCAGUGGUAUAAGGGUUUCAUUAAAGACUGCCCCAGUGGGCAGCUGGACUCAGCUGGCUUUCAGAAAAUCUACAAGCAGUUUUUUCCCUUUGGGGACCCCACCAAGUUUGCUACAUUUGUCUUUAACGUCUUUGAUGAGAACAAGGAUGGACGCAUUGAAUUCUCUGAGUUCAUCCAAGCACUGUCGGUCACCUCCAGAGGAACACUGGAUGAAAAACUUAGAUGGGCCUUUAAACUGUAUGACCUUGAUAAUGAUGGCUACAUAACACGAGAUGAGAUGCUGAACAUUGUGGAUGCCAUCUAUCAGAUGGUGGGAAACACAGUGGAGCUACCUGAGGAGGAAAACACACCAGAGAAAAGAGUGGAUCGCAUUUUUGCUAUGAUGGACAAGAAUGCAGAUGGGAUGUUGACACUACAGGAGUUUCAAGAGGGCUCCAAGGCAGAUCCUUCCAUUGUACAGGCCCUGUCACUCUACGAUGGGCUUGUGUAGCCAGACUUCAACAUGGCACACAGCUACCCCGACAAUCCAUUUUUGCCAUCCUGCUUGCUCUGUGAGAGAAGCUGAUGUAUUCCUUGCUUUCCCACACUUGCUUGGACCAUGUACUGCAUUAGUGCAUUGUGGGGGCUGCUUGUGGAUACAGCUCAUCUGUCAGUUAUUCAUCUGCAUUGUCAAAGAAAAACACAGGUCAAGAUCACAGAUUGUGCCAUCUUCUGCAGAAUUAUUCUCAAGAUUCUUAUGAAUAUGAUGAAUUAAGUCAUUUCCUUUCAAGGAGAGAGAAGCACCCAUGCAUGAGCAGUGCACAUAUAAUAAUCAGUAUAUUACUGAAUACCAGUAGACCCAGUCAUUGUAUUUUGUUCGGUGGAUCAAGAUGAAGACAUUCAGACACUCCAAACUCUUGAGGGGCCUCCAAACAGGACAAUAUGUUCCAUAUAAAUAUAUAAUAAAUGAACAAAACUUCAAACUGUGUUACUGAACUGUAGUUUAUGGACAAUGACAUGAAGGCUGUGAUUCACUGGACCUGAUAGGCCAGUAUUUUUGAAGAUCAAGUGAAAAUGUAUUAUACUUGAUUUAAUGUAUUCAGACAUGUUUUAAGCUGUUCUUAUCACAUCUGUGGUGUAAAUUACUGCUGCAACCUUUGCUGCUCUUGUGAUGCUUCUGUGAUCAUACUGAGGUGUGUGAUUUGCAUUAAACACUGAUAUGGUGAUGUAUUGCUUCUCUAGCUAAACCUAACAUAUUAUGGAUGACAGAGGGAAUAUAGUUAAGCUUUGGCUCAUAUGGCUCAAAAAAAGUGUUUCCCAUUUUCACUAUUUUCAAAUUUACUUUAUAUAGUGCAUUUUGAAAACCAUCAGUCUCCUUAAUUUAUUCAGAUACUUUAUAACAUAUCAUUGCACUUUUCCAGCAGUUUACUUGCUUAAUGGAAAUUUGAGACAGAAGGAGUCUAAUCUAACAAGCUUUUCAUAGCUAGGACAAAGAUUGAUUAAUUGGCUAAUUUUUGAGUGUUCACAUCACACUUACCUGACGUCAUUUCACAGCAUGGAGAUGACAGCACACCAGGACAACAACCAGAAGCUAAACAUCCCUCUGUACAGAAUAACAUUCAUGACUUAAUAUGGUAUUUAAUAUAUUUAUCCAUGGUACUAAGAAAUCUGAAAUCGAAACAGUACAUUGUACAACAAGACAGUAUCUGAAUAUGCAGCACAUUGUAAUGUACAGCAUGAAAGUGUAAUGUAUUUAUUCCCUCUUUGUCUAAACAGACUGCUGACAUUUCUGUUAUUGCGGCCGGAAACAGUUCAAGUCUCGGACUAUAUUAUUGUACGUUUUAAGGGUACAAUAAAAUACAAAUCUAAAAUACAUCACAGGCAUCUUUUAAGCAUAAAACAACCCAUCUUGGUCUCCUUAGAAAAGUGGUUAAGAGUUCUUUCUGUAUGUUCCUUUAAGAACACUGUAAAUUGUAUUGCUGACGCAGUCAAUAUUGUGAAUACACACACCAUACAGUAUGUAGUGACAUGUUAUUGUAGUUCUUAAAUAAAUCAAAAUGGUUUUAAAACAGAACACUGGGUUUUUUAAAGAGGGCGCUAAACUGAGAUUAAUAAAGCUUUUUCCAUGAUUAGCUGUUUUGAAACAUGAUGUAGUUAUCAGGACAGGUGAGACUUACACAGCAAUUUGCUCACAAAAGACAAAAAAACAAAGAUUGUCAUGUCCUCUUAGACAACUGCAUCGCUAAACUCCUCCCACUGUCUUUCUGUAGCUGCCCUCAUCAGAUAUAAAACCCUGAUACUUGUCUACAAAGCCAAAAUUGGACUAGCGCCCACUUACCUCAAAGCAUUUAUCACACACUGCACUGCACCACCCAUCACUCAGGGUACAAGUAAAUACCUGCAUCUAGACUCUUCUUAGCACUUUAAUUUCAAAAAGUGUUAUCUGUGUCAUAUUUCUAUAUUACCUCCCAACAGAGUUUAUAGACUCGUACU